GUGCAAGUAACGUAGAAACCGAAGGAGUGAACACUACCUGAGUAUUGUUGUGCAAAUCUUUAGGCAUCGGCCCUAAUUUUUAUUGUUUUCUGUUAUUUGGUGAGUCCAUUUAACGCAUCCAGUUAUAUAUCAGUUUUUGUGGCUGGUAGUUUCCUCCUCUUGGCCCUCUAACCUCAACCAUGGGGGACUCUUCGGGGGGCGAGGGCCCCCCGACGGUUAGUGCAGCACAAGAAAAUGACAGUUUAUCCAAUGAUUCUCAAAAUCGUCCGUUGAACGCCAUUAUUUGUAACAUUUUGCCACCGGAUUGCAAAAAAACUGCUGAAGAUAUUUCCAGGCUCCAGUAUUUUGAUGUGCCCUCAGGUGAAGAGUUGUCAAAGUUAUCGGCAGAGAUCCAGAUUAUCAAGAAUCAGUUCGAGCAAGACGCUGAAAUCCUGCGGGAAGUUGCCAAAAUCUCCGCAAACAUAAGAAGGACAGUAAAUCGGAAAACAAAAUAUGAAAUCACCGACCAGGGGCCUUUUAUGGUGAUUCUGGAGGGGAUUACAAGUAAGGUGGGGACUCUUCAUCGUAUGAACUUUGGGAAGUUACUUCAAGCGCAGAAAGUUCAAGGUAUAUUGAAAAUUUCUAGAAAAGGAGCCAAUAAAAUCGGUUUGGAGUUUAACACCUCUGAGUCUGCAAAUAAAUUUUUAUCUAAUGAAACAUAUUCGACAGCUGGUGGGUAUAAUAAGUAUAUACCUCAAAGACUAGUCACUUGCCGAGGGUUGGUGAGGGACAUUGGUGACUUAAUUGAUGAGGAUGAUUUUUACUCUGAGGCAGAAGCCAAGGUUAACAUCGGAAGAUCGCUAAAGCGCGUUAAGAUUGUUAAUGUUCGCAGACUAACUAAAAGGGUCAAAUGCCCAGGUGUUCUGCCUGGCACUUUUGGUUUCAAGACAGUUCCAUCUAAUGAUUAUAUAAUAACAUUUGACGGUAAAACUCUCCCAGAAUCAAUCAGUAUCUAUAAAAAUGAGUGUUCAAUCGAAAAAUAUGUUAGUCCUGUUGUCUUAUGUAUGAAUUGUUGCAGGUUUGGUCAUUGGAAAAACCAAUGUAAAAGCAAGGGUAGAUGUAGUUUCUGCGCUGGAGAUCAUCCAGUAUUUCAUUGUGAACUGAAAGAACAGUUUUAUAAGAAGAAACCAUGCCCGACAGACCACUUAAAUUAUGAAGGUAAAUGCAGCCUGGGUAAUUGCGAAAUAUCUCCAAAGCCAACUUGCAUCCAUUGUAAAGGCUCUCAUCAGGCCACUGAUAGAUCAUGUCCGGAAAUGGACAGACAGAAGAAAAUCAAUGAGGCUAUGGCAUGGUACAACUUAUCCUUUUUUGAAGCGGCCAAACUCUUUCCAAGAGGCCCCAAAUCAAGUGAGUUUAAUCGCUCUAAUGAAAAUUUCCCUCCUAUUCAUAACACGGUUGCCCCCGUCUCUCAGCCUUCCCCUAGAUCUGCUUCUAAAACUUAUUCUGUCAUAGCAAAAAAGCGUAAGUCCCCCCAAAUAGAAUCAGGGUAUGAUAGGGACGCCCACAGGGAUUGUCUCGUGCCGCCGUUGACUAGGCAGAAGUUGAAUCACACUAGCAAAAGUCAAUCUUCUCCCUCAUAUUUAAAUGAUUUAUCGUCAGAGUCCGAGAUGGACACUGCUUCUCCAGGGGUUUCCUCCUCUGGUGAAUUUUGGUAUCGGUUUGAAAAUUUAAAGAAAAAAGUCUUGUCCAAUAUACCCAGUAAAAGUGCUUACCAUGAAAUUGAGAGUCUUUUUGACUCCCUGCCUCCUCCCGGAGGAUGCAGGUUUUAAUUUAUUAAUGUUCCCAGAUCGACAGUCAAAUCUUUCUGUUAAAAUUAGUAAUUUCUCAAUUAUUCACUGGAACACUUGCGGUAUUAGAAGUAAUCGUGAUAGUAUUAUUAGACUUAUUCGUGACUUUGGUCCGGAUAUAGUCAUGAUUAAUGAAUCUUUUUUACUCCCACAUAUCAAGUUUUCCUUGUCUGGUUUCUCCUUUGUCAGGGACGAUCGUAUGGAUGGGUAUGGAGGGAUUAUUGUUUUUUUACGCUCUAACAUCGGGUAUAAUGUUUUAGAUGUGUCAGAUAUCCCCAGGUCAGAUAGAUGUCAGGUUAUAGUGUUGGAGAUGGACAGCCUUUUUCUAGUUUCGAUGUAUAAUCCUCCUGACCUUCCUAUGUCUCGUUUGUUCUUAGAUACUUUGGUUGAUAGACUUAGGUCAAAACCCGUUUUUUUUGCUGGUGAUGUAAAUUCUCAUAAUGAAGAGUGGGGCUCUACAAUUAAAAGCUAUGUC
This is a messenger RNA of Cylas formicarius (sweet potato weevil), 2301 nucleotides long. RefSeq lists its product as uncharacterized. The transcript has 2 exons. Lineage: Eukaryota; Metazoa; Arthropoda; Insecta; Coleoptera; Brentidae. Bases 180 to 1808 code for a protein of 542 amino acids. The record is from RefSeq and is a predicted model, not a curated record.